Messenger RNA from Argiope bruennichi, 904 nucleotides. RefSeq lists its product as uncharacterized. The transcript is spliced from 5 exons. The record is from RefSeq and is a predicted model, not a curated record. NCBI's taxonomy places the organism in Eukaryota, Metazoa, Arthropoda, Arachnida, Araneae, Araneidae. Bases 112 to 840 code for a protein of 242 amino acids.
GUUUGGAACCCCGAUACAACUGCUGUUUGCAAAUACGCAUUCUUAAAACAUGUGGUUAAUCAAUCACACACUUAUAUUUACUAUAUCUUCAUUCCAAUUUCAAGAAACAAAAUGAAAUUUUCAUUACUUUACUUAUUUUUGACGACAGGAGCUAGUCUUGCUUUUAUCACAGAUCGUUGUGAUAUUUCCAAAUGCUCCUAUACAAGCCCAGUGGAAGAAUUGCAAGCCGUUCGCUAUAUGCCCACCGAAAGACAGCUACAACGUUUGUGUCCAAAGGCAUUGAGCUACCUAACUUGUAUAUUCAACAUCAUUGAAAAUUGCGUUGGACAUACAGUUGACAUAUUAGCUCUCUCUUCCAAUAAGUCCAUAGCAUCAACUACAAAAGCACUUGUAGAGAUCGACUACCUCACAGUUGAUACAUGUGACAAGAAAUCAUGGUUUCGUCGGGCUUACCUGGCAAAUAUAGAUUGCUUCAGAAAAUUUUUCAGUCGCAAUACCAGAUCCUGCCAAAAGGAAGCUAAAUACCAGCUAGGGGAAUUCGUCAAUUCCUUCAAUCUUACGAACGGAAUUAUAAAUGCUACAGUUCGUGCAGAACUGCAAUGCCUGGAAGGUGCUUUCGAAUAUGUAUGUCUUACUGAUAAGCUACGUUGUGUUUGCUGCGAAUAUGCUAGAUGGACUUACGUGACAGUUUUGGAGCGGCUGAGUCCCAUUUUGAGGGAAAUGCAUUGUUUACAUGUCGAAGGAAUUUCAAUUUUGAAGGAAGAAUUUUUGGACUUUCUUUAUGAUAAUGAAGAGUAUGAGGAAGAAUCUAGACAGAUUCUUGAUAUAUUUAUAGAUUAAUUAUAUAUAUUUGGAAGGAAAGCAAAGGAUGAGCAAAAGAAGAAAUAAAAAUAGUUACUUCGAA